AUGGCUCAUUGUUUCUUUCUUUUGGUUUUCAUUUUCUGUUGCAUACUGGGUGUUACUCCUAAUAUUCUUGCAUGCAUCCAAACUGAACGUACUUCUCUCUUGUCCUUCGCUCUCGCUCUUUCUUCUCCCUCUUCCUUAAACUGGACUUCGGAUGACUGUUGCCGCUGGCAAGGCAUCAACUGCAAUGUGGGUGGUUGGGUCACCCGUAUCUCAUUGCCCUCCAAAGGCCUCACACUCAAACAAGGUACUAAUUUUCCUUCAGCAAUACUAGCACAUGGAAUUCUCACACAUCUCACCCACUUGAAUCUCUCCCACAAUUCCUUACAUCAAAGUGUUGCUUUCUUCUUGUCCUUGAGUCAUCUUGAGGUUCUUGAUUUGAGCUCUAACCUUCUUUCUGGGGAGCUACCAGAACCUUCUCUGUCAUCUAGUAUCCGAGUGCUGGAUUUGUCCUACAAUCAAUUUACUGGUCCAAUUCCAUCUCAAUUCUUCCGACAAGCUGGGAAUUUGACUAGUUUUCGGAUCAGCAAUAAUUUAUUCUCAGGAUCUAUCCCGUCCUCGCUUUGUCUCGACUCUUCUCCUUUGAUUAGUGUAUUGGAUUUUUCCUUUAAUCGAUUCAAUGGUAGUUUGUCCAGUGGACUAGGAGAGUGUUCUAAACUCAAAGUCUUUCGUGCCGGGUACAACAAUCUCUCAGGUUCACUUCCAGAAGAUAUCUACAAGGCUGCAAAACUUGAGGAAGUUGCAAUGCCUCGCAAUUCACUUGUUGGAGUCAUCAGUGAUAGAAUGCUGAACCUGACCAACCUCGCAAUUCUUGACCUCUCUGUCAACCAAUUGAGUGGUGUGCUUCCUCAAAAUUUUGGUAAUCUUGCCAAGUUGGAAUUCUUACUCCUUUAUUGGAACCAUAUUGGAGGUUCUCUACCCCCAUCUUUGAUGAAUUGCACUCACCUUAUAGAGCUAAAUCUAUUAGGCAAUGAAUUCCACGGGGAUAUUUCAAUGCUUAAUUUCUCAAAACUAGCUCAGCUUACCAGACUUGACCUCUUAUCGAAUAACUUGAAUGGCAUUUUGCCAACGAGUCUUUAUUCAUGCAAGUCCCUGAAAGCAAUUCGACUUGGUUUAAACGAUAUACAUGGAGAAAUACAACCUGAGAUCCUAUCACUGAAAUUCUUGUCAUUCCUCUCAAUUUCUUAUAGUCGAUUGAGCAAUAUCACAAAGGCAAUGAAUAUAUUGAGGCAUUCCGAGAGUCUCGUAUUUUUAUCCUUGCCAUUUAGUUACAGAGCAGCCAAUGGAACUCCUGCUGAUUUCGGCAUAGCUGAUUUUGAUGGGUUUCAGAAUCUUCGAUUUUUGAAUUUGGGCGGUUGUAACCUCACCGGUGAGAUCCCUGCAUGGUUAACGAAUCUCAAGACCCUAUCAGUCUUAAGUUUAGCUGCUAAUAAACUCACAGGGCCAGUUCCAAGUCGACUAGGGACUCUCCCAAGGUUGUUUUAUCUGAAUCUUGCUUCAAACAGAUUUGUUGGUGAAUUUCCAAAGCAACUUCUAAGACUACCUAUGUUGGUGUCUAGAUCUAAUCAAAGUGUUGAUCAUGAUGAUGCACAUCUUGAACUGCCAAUAACUCAAUCACGACUUUAUGCUGGAUUUAUAGGUCAGCAACUCAAUUCCUUGUCUUUCUUUCCACGGGAGAUCAACUUAGAGCACAACAAUUUUUAUGGAAGUAUACCUACUGAAAUCAGCCGAUUAGAUCGUCUCCAAAACUUGGAGCUUAACCACAACAAUUUCACCGGCAACAUUCCCGCCCAAAUAUCUAACCUCAGAGACUUACAAACUUUGGAUAUCUCUGAGAAUCAUUUGUCUGGACAAAUUCCUUCAUCAGUGACUAGUCUGAAUUUUUUGGCAAAUCUCAAUGUCUCCUACAACAAUCUGGAAGGACAAAUACCAAAAGGCACUCAAAUCCAAGGCUUUAAUGUAUCUUCAUUCGAAGGGAACCCCAAACUUUGUGGUCUUCCACUUCCAAAUGAGUGUCAAGCAAUUAAGAGAAUUGAUGACCAAGACAACAACAACGAGCAUCAAACUCCAUGGUUUUAUUGUUUCAAAAAAAUAUUCCAUGGUUUUAUGUUCCUGUUGGGCUUGGGUUCACUGUAG
Molecule: messenger RNA, 2133 nt
Organism: Fragaria vesca subsp. vesca
Lineage: Eukaryota; Viridiplantae; Streptophyta; Magnoliopsida; Rosales; Rosaceae
Product: tyrosine-sulfated glycopeptide receptor 1-like
Exons: 1
Coding region: 1-2133 (710 amino acids)
Molecular function (GO): protein binding
Source: RefSeq, a predicted model, not a curated record